This is a messenger RNA of Tinamus guttatus (white-throated tinamou), 1590 nucleotides long. The record is from RefSeq and is a predicted model, not a curated record. NCBI's taxonomy places the organism in Eukaryota, Metazoa, Chordata, Aves, Tinamiformes, Tinamidae.
AUUGAUGACACUCCUCAAGGCUCAGGUUCUCCAUCCUCCUUCGAUUUGCUGCAGGCACUGAAAUCAGAGCGGCUGAGUAUUAGAGGAGGGAUAAAUGAGCGGUGCGACAGCUCGCGGGUGCAAUCGCUGCCCCCGGGGCCCAACCCGGCUGAGCGGCCCGAGACCCUGCGCGCUGCACCGUGCCGCACCGUACCGCACCGUACCGCACUGCACCGUGCCACACCGUACCACACCGUACCACACCGUACCGCAUCGUACCGCACUGCACCGUACCGCACCGUACCGCACCGUGCCGCACCGUACCGCACUGCACCGUGCCGUACCGUACCGCACUGCACCGUGCCACACCGUACCACACCGUACCACACCGUACCGCAUCGUACCGCACUGCACCGUACCGCACCGUACCGCACCGUGCCGCACCGUACCGCACUGCACCGUGCCGUACCGUACCGCACUGCACCGUGCCACACCGUACCACACCGUACCACACCGUACCGCAUCGUACCGCACUGCACCGUACCGCACCGUACCGCACCGUGCCGCACCGUACCGCACUGCACCGUGCCGUACCGUACCGCACUGCACCGUGCCACACCGUACCACACCGUACCACACCGUACCGCAUCGUACCGCACUGCACCGUACCGCACCGUACCGCACCGUGCCGCACCGUACCGCACUGCACCGUGCCGUACCGUACCGCACUGCACCGUGCCCGCCGCGCCGCACCGCGCCGCACCGUACCGCACCGUACCGCACCGUGCCGCACCGUACCGCACCGCACCACACCGUACCACACCGCACCGUGCCACACCGGACCACACCGCACCGUACCACACCGUGCCACACCACACCGCACCGUACCACACCGUACCACACCGCACCGUACCGCACCGUACCACACCGUACCGCACCGCACCACACCGUACCACACCGCACCGUGCCGCACCGCGCGCCCCGGAGCAGCCCGAGCGCCGCGGAGCAGAGCUGCGAAACCGCAGCGAGGCGCAGGGCGCGGGAGCUGCUUGUGCCCUAAGUAGCUACCGCAGACCCGUGAAGACGCUUGUUGAGGAGCCGUCUAGUCCUGGACCUUGCCCGCACAUUCCGUACCACAGCCCGCACAUUCCAUACCACAACCUGUACAUUCCGUACCACAACCCGUACAUUCCAUACCACAACCCGCACAUUCCAUACCACAACCCGUACAUUCCGUACCACAACCUGCACAUUCCGUACCACAACCCGUACAUUCCGUACCACAACCCGCACAUUCCGUACCACAACCCGUACAUUCCGUACCACAACCCGCACAUUCCGUACCACAACCCGCACAUUCUGUACCACAACCCGCACAUUCCGUACCACAACCCGCACAUUCCAUACCACAGCCCGUACAUUCCAUACCACAACCCGCACAUUCCGUACCACAACCUGCACAUUCCAUACCACAGCCCGUACAUUCCGUACCGCGUUCCAGCGGCUGUCACUGCUCCGAGCAGCCUGCAUGGGAGCACACAGGACCAGAUGGCAACUGGCUCCUGUGGGACCUGGCUGGACCAAACAUGGGGCAGCAUGGCAGCGACGAGG